Molecule: messenger RNA, 1122 nt
Organism: Laetiporus sulphureus 93-53
Lineage: Eukaryota; Fungi; Basidiomycota; Agaricomycetes; Polyporales; Laetiporaceae
Exons: 3
Coding region: 1-1122 (373 amino acids)
Source: RefSeq, a predicted model, not a curated record
AUGCCCGCAAUCCGAGAUGUCUGGCUUUCUGUGCUGGAUUGGGUAGGGGUGACUGCCAAUCCUGCCUGGUCCACACUUUGGGGUGACUUCAUUCCGGCUGGCUUCCUAUUCACCUCACUUGGUGUUCGCUCUACUGCCGGCACCAUGCUGUCGCUUCCACAGGCUCACUCGCGCUUCGAGGACAUUAUCAACGUGAUCCUUGCUGGUACUCUUACCUGCAAGAAGGCGCAGGUGCAGGUGGCUAGCCAGCUGCUGACCUUUACCGCAAACUGCACUAUUGUUGACUGUCGUGACCCAUCAUUUCUUGGCUUCACCCAUCCGCUCCUUGUUGGCUGGGACGCGGCUUUGUCUGCAUUAACCGCAUCGCUUUUCAUGCCUUUUCCUGUUGCUCUUCCCUCUCUAGCCGCCACUGCUCCGAGCAUUCCUGUGGAGAAGACCCACAUUGCCGACACCCCAAUGCAAGAAGACUUUAACCUAAUUAAGGUGUCGCGGGACCAGGUUGAGAGCGAGCGUGAGUUCAACACUACUGUUGAGGGGGUGAAGUCUGCCAAGGAGGCGCGAGGCCUUAAAUGUCCCUCGGAGGAGUCCAUGCCUGGACCUUCCCCUCGUGUGUGCGUGGAAGGGGCUCAAGCCUUCCUCGACUACCUCGAUAACAUAGGCGGAAUGUCCAUCUGGCAGUAUUACGCACAGUUUGGCAAACUGUGGGGUAUCACUCAUAUGAGUAGUUCGACCUUUGCCGUGCUGUGUACGUCGUGCAAGGAUGAGAGUUCCUGCAUCGUGAUGCCUCCUGGCAAGGCUUGUCUGUGCUGCUGUAUGAGCAAAAAGGGGUGUUCAUUGAAUACGAACAUGGGCGUGGGGCUUCCUGCGGUGCUUUGCCAGUUUGUUGACCUGCACACCAUGCUAACCACGAUCCAAGGUGGCUUCAACACGUCCGCUAUUCCUCCCGCUGCCCUUGGAGAGAUUGCAGAUCGUGAACGCAUCCGGCUUGCAUGUGACAUGCAGCUGACCUAUGCCUGGUUCCUGGAGCCGGAGUCUUUGGCGAUCAAUACCAAGACCCUGGGUGGGCCCGUUGCAGCGGUGUUGUCUCCUGUCACCUCUGGUAGCACCGAACCCAUCCUUUAG